Pelagomonas calceolata is the source of this 838-nucleotide messenger RNA. The record is from the annotation of a GenBank genome assembly. NCBI's taxonomy places the organism in Eukaryota, Pelagophyceae, Pelagomonadales, Pelagomonadaceae.
GCAGCAUCGAGCAGCAAGCUUUUGUGCGCUGCUGUACGUCGCGACGCGCCUUGCCGAGAGAAAGCGAUCGCUUGUAGAACGAUAAUCGACGGUACUUGCUGCAGCGCUGGUUAAAGGCGCCGGCAAUAGCGCCUCCGUAGAGCACAGCAGGGGGUCGCCGGAGCCGCCGCGUCGCCGACGCGCGUACCGAUCCACCACGACUGCUCGCCGUGUUUCUCGCACGUCGCUGAGCGCCACCGGAAAGCUAGGCGCAGCAGUACGCGGACGCGUGGGCUGCACGCCGCCGCCGCGCCACGAUGCACACCUACUGGGUGCGCCUCAACGCCGUCUUCUUCUACGGUCUCAACGUGCUCCUCGGCUUGAGCUGCUGCGCGUGGGUGAGCUGCCUGCAGCAGGACCUCGAUUUCCACUCGGACCUGCCGCGACCGGUCGUCGACACGGUGCGCGUGAACGAGCUGCUCUCGUUACGAGCGCACGGCGGCGUCGACCGCGCUCUACUGAGUUUCGACGUCCAGGCCGACCUCACGCCGGCCUUCCACUGGAACCUCAAGCAGCUUUUUGUGUUUGUGCUGGCCGAAUAUCAAACCCCGAAGAACGAGCUGAACCAGGUCAUACUGUGGGACCGGAUCGUGGAGACGGAAGAACAGGCGAAGCUUGAUGAAAGGAACAUCUACGUCAAGUACGCGCUCAUCGACCAGGCGAACGAGCUGCGGAACACGUCUAUCAAUUACUACCUCGUCUGGGACCACAUGCCCGUGACGGGGCGGCUCUUCAUGGACAAGGGCUUCGGCUCGAAGAAGAUCCUGCCCAAGGAGUAUUUCUAAGUUCUUCUAGCAAA